CGUUGAUCUCUACCAGUAUCUCCAACCUCUUUAGAACCUACGGAUCCUGCUACUACGAGGUUGCUGCAGCGGCGGCGAUCCCGGUGCGGCACCUGUGGCGUCCGCGUUGUUCGCCUUGGCCUUUUGGACCAACUGAGACAGCAGGGAAGUUCAUUGUUAUCACUUCACACUCUACCCCCGCUGUCUCAUCCACUCCUGUUUUUCAAUCCUGUUGAUCCAUGAGUCUACUGUCGUCAACCCUGGCUCAGUCAACCUUGGCCAAGAAGGGUUCGGUUUACCUGGAUUCUGUUGCCAACAACCUUCUCGCGUCGCUCCACAGUCUACAGGAACAACUUGCCCCCCUCUCGUCAACCAAGUUUCCCUCCCAAAUUAGCUCUCUUGCACGACAUUUUCAUCUAGAACAGCUCGUCACAGUCUCUCCGGUGACCUUCCUUCUCACUGUUAUCACCUGUAUAUCCACCUUCAUCGCCAUCAUGAGCUGGCGCAGCCCGUUUGGUAUCUUCCGCCGCUCCCCAUACAGCAACUUCACGGCGGUGCCACAAGUCAGCGACCGGGACUUCAGUUACAUUACGCCCGACGAGCUUAUCAAUCCCCCUUCGCGCGAAUACCGAGAAGAAUACCCAGCAACCGGUGAUGCGGGGCCGGAUAUUCUCUUACUCAAGCAUCGCGGGACCACGUACCCGUUACACUUCCCCGCGUAUGCGAUUGAUGAUGGAGCGCUCACUGUCGGAGAACUGAGACGGCGUGCUGCGGAGGCGACUGGCUCACUGGACCUGAAUCGCGUCAAGCUACUCUACAAGGGAAGGCUGCUAAUGGACGAUUCCCGACCGUGCAAGACAGAGGGACUGAAGCAGCAAUCGAAGGUGCUCUGUGUGGUGUCGGAAGUGGACCCAGGAGAGAGCACAGCGAGUGAGGUCUCUGACAGUGAGCUAGAGAGGGCCAGCGACGCAUCUGAGAAGAAUGGUCGCCAGACGGAAACCAUCACUGACAGCAACAUCGGCAAGACGCAGAAUAAAAAGAGGAACAGGAACAGGAAUAGGAACAGGAACAAGAAGAACAAGAACAGACAAGCAGUAGAGGUAUCCGCAGUCCAAUCGACUCCCUCGUCGGGUGGAACAGGCUGUUCAUCCCUACCACCUCCGAGUCCCAAUCUGAAAGACUUCAGCACGCCUCUCGAGCAAGUCAAUGCCCUGGUAUCAUACUUUCGGAGCGUACUAUUACCCCUCUGCAAUGAAUACGUUGCCAACCCCCCGCCGCUUGGGAAGGUGCGGGAUUUUGAGUACAAGAAGUUGAGUGAGACUGUUCUGGCUCAGGUCAUCUUAAAGGCAGACGGCAUUGAUCCGAGUGGUCAUGAAGAAACUCGGACUGCGCGCCGAGCACUUAUCAAAGAGGUCCAGGCAAGCCUCAAUUCUCUUGAUCAAGUUCCAAGAGAAUGAGUCCACUAGCUGGAUCCUGCUGCAACGGCCUAAUCCUGAGUGGGAGGGUCUCUGGAAUGCAUUCGUCCUUCAGUCUAGUCUUUUUUUUUUCUUCCUGUAAACUUUUUUUUAAUCAUGGUGCAUGUACAGGGCUUUUCAUAUUUCUUGGAGAUAUGGGAGGGUAGUGCAUGGUGGGCUGACGGGGCUUUGGGAAACAUCGAUAGACCUUAAAGCAUGGAUACAGGGAAACAAGAUGUUGCAGGAUAGUCUACGAUCCUAGUAUGAAAAGUGAUAGAGAGUAGGUCUAUACAUAUCGCAUUUCUGUAGAUGAAGGGUGAUCCAGCUUGUCACCAGCAGUAUAAGCAGUAGACGAAGCAGGGAAAAUUGACGAUGUUCGCGGUGGAAACAAGCAGCGUAAAGCAGUGAGCAACAGGAUUUCGU
Monascus purpureus is the source of this 1856-nucleotide messenger RNA. NCBI's taxonomy places the organism in Eukaryota, Fungi, Ascomycota, Eurotiomycetes, Eurotiales, Aspergillaceae. The record is from the annotation of a GenBank genome assembly.